Molecule: messenger RNA, 2085 nt
Organism: Volvox carteri f. nagariensis
Lineage: Eukaryota; Viridiplantae; Chlorophyta; Chlorophyceae; Chlamydomonadales; Volvocaceae
Exons: 7
Coding region: 1-2085 (694 amino acids)
Biological process (GO): tRNA splicing, via endonucleolytic cleavage and ligation
Molecular function (GO): tRNA 2'-phosphotransferase activity
Source: RefSeq, a predicted model, not a curated record
AUGUCAGCAUUCAAGGAGGCCCUGCGCGCGCGCCGGAAGGCGCUGGAUGAAGUGCAGCGCGACGCACGUGAAGCCGCUGCUGCUGCGGCGGCCGCAGCCGCUGCCGAAGCAGCCGCAGCUGCCGCUGCCGCUGCGGCCGCUGCAGAGGCAACGGCUGCAGCAACUGCAGCCGAAGUUGCCCAAGCACCAGCGCCAGACGAUGCGGCAGAUACGGCUGCCGCAAAGGCGGAGGAACGCAAGCAGCGUCAGAAGGCUCGCCGGGCAGCGGCACGAGCCCAGCUCGAGGCGGACCGCGAUGCCAAGGCGCAGCGUAAGUCCCAAUUGGAGCAGCGCCAGUCCUCGGCAGCGCAGGAGAUGGAAGCGCUCAAGGCUCGGCUGGAGGUAGUGGAACGGGAGAAGCACCGCCUGGUCAGCCAGCUGCGGCAGGUUCUUCAGGCGGAGGGGCUGCAGCGAAGGCCAAGUGUGGUAACCCUGGGUGGCCCCGGUGACAUGGGUCAGUCGCCGUUCAGCCCCGUGGUGCUUCAGCAGCAGCUGCUGCAUCCACAUCAACUGGGGCCGGGAGCCCUCCGCACGCCAAGCACUGGCCUAGGGAUGAUGAUGCCUCACUCCUCUGCAAGCACCGAAGAGCCCGGAGCUGCUGCUGCCGCCGCCGCCGCCGUCGGCCAGCUGCCGCACGCGCCUCAAGUGUCUCCCUUUGGGAGCGGCGGCUUCGUCUCCACUGGCUCGUACGGCACCCUGCCGACAAUGGUAUCAGCGGUGACUGCGGCCGCGGCUGAUAUAGCCGGCGGAGGCAGCACGGGACGCCCGGGCGCAGCGGCUGCCGCUGCAGCAGUCGGUGGACGGCACACCCGCACCGCUGGCGACGAAGAGGAUGAAGGGGAGAUCCGGGAAGACGGAGAGUACGGCGGGGCCGGGCCCGGUCCGGGCCAUGCUGGAGUCGGAGCCCAUAACCUCGCGGCAAGUCACCCUCCUGGGCCACCUCAUGCGCCGUACGCUGUACCAGGUGUCGUACUGAUCCCACCGGCGCCGGCUACCGGACCUGCUGCGGGACUCGGCACCGGUGGGGGGCAGGGUUCAGUUCCAGGGCCCGUGCACAGCUCCGCUCCCAGCCUGGGCCCACCGCUUCACGGGAUAGGUCAUGGUCCGGGAGCGGCCCAUAGCUCCGGGACCCUUGGACAUGGCGCCGGGCCAAGCCACGGAGGUGUUUUCGGAGCCGCUGGAGGCCCUGGGCCCAGUGUUGGAACGGGCCCUGGCCCUGGCCCGGGGCAUGGACUUGGUGGCUCAAGCGCCUACCCUGAUCCUGCACGGCGCAGCAUUGGUGGGACCAUGUUCCCGGAAGGUCGAGCGUCGACAUUACAACCUGCACCGUCGCAGAUGGGAAUGGGGAUGUCGGGACCCUCCGGGGUGGGGCCGGGUCCGGGCCACGCGACACAGAUCCCUAUGAGGAUGGGACAGGUCCAACAGCAAGGACAGGGAACAUCAACGAUGAAGCGUCGAGGAAAUGACGACCCAGACGUACGAAUAAGCAAAGAGAUGAGCCGUCUGUUACGGCACAAACCGCCGCCCGGUGCCAUGGACGCUGCGGGAUGGGUCAGCCUUCCUGUCCUCUUGCGGCACAUGCGCAACCAUCCGUCGGAGGAGCAAGUCCGACGAAUUGUGGAGACUUGCGACAAGAAACGCUUCGUAAUUGACGACAGCGUAAACCCGCCACGGAUUCGAGCAGCGCAAGGGCACUCCGUGGAGCUUACGGAGGCCGUCCUGGAACCUGUGGUUGACCCCAGCAAAGUACCAAUUGCUGUGCACGUCACCAGCGUGUCAAGCUGGGAGGCCAUACGUACAUCAGGGCAGCUGAUGCGGAUGAACCGCACACACAUCCACUUUGCGACGGAGCCGCAUCACAUGCGAAAGAAUAAGUGGGCUGAGAUCUAUCUCCGACUGGAUUUGGCGGCGGCGUUGGAGCAGGGUCGGCAGUUCUUCCUUUCGAGCAAUGGCGUGCUUUUAUGCGAGGGGCCUGUGCCCGUGAGUCUCGUCGAGCAGGUGAAGCUGGAGGAUCUUCCAGCGCAAUGGCACAGUGCGCACAGAUGA